UCACCCCACUUUUAGCUGGGAAAGAACAUAUUAUGAUGGCUAACGUGAACUCGUGGAUAUCAACAGAAAAUUUCACGACAAUAAUCAAGAAAACCUUUCUUUAUUCCCAAUGUUGCAAUAUCUAUUUAAGUGACUUAGUUCGCGAUGUGGAAAUAUUAUUCAAUCAGUUUAUAGCUAUUUAUCCGCAUGAAUAUCUUUUACGUAAAAAAAUUUAUGACUGUCAGGGUUAUUUCUUGCUGGGACCGACUGAUAAGGAGAUCAAGAACGCUAUGCAAAAAGUACCCUCGUCCAUCUCAACGACAGAAAUUCUUAUCAUUAUCAAUGGCGAAUUAAAAAAUAAUUCGGAACUUUUCAAUGUCUCUUUAUACGGAAAUUCUAAUGCGAAUAUUAUCUCACGAUCUAGCAUCUACACCUUGUCCGAAAAUUACUUGGAGCCUAGAUUCUUUCUAAAGGUACACAGUUAUGAGGAAUUGAUGUCAGAAUUCAACAUAAUCAAUAUGAGAGGUAGAGAGCUGCAAGUAUCUUCAUUUCAUCAACCACCCGUUUCGUAUCUCAAGACAACGAUCAAGAAAGUGAUUAACGGUAACGAAGAAGAUGUUUUUUUAGCAGAUAAUGAUCUAGAAAAAGAUGGAAUAGAAAUGAAAAUAUUUCUGCUGCUGGCGGAGAAGUUGAAUUUUACUUGGACAAUACGGAAGCCGCCAGGUCGCUAUAGGUAUGGUAGACGCGUAAAUGACACAUACUGGAAUGGUGGCGUCAUCCAGCUUUUACGAGAGCAAAAGAUACAUUUAACAUUUGGAAACAUCUGGUUAACGCAAGAUACCAACGAGUUCGUAAAUAUGACACAACCUUGGUAUCAGAUUUUUAUACAUUUUCUGGUACCGCGACCGCGAGCUAUCACUAAUUUCUGGGCGCUCACAAAACCUUUUUCAAUGAGCUGUUGGCUACUUCUUUUAACAAUGUUGUUCGUUAAGACUAUCUACAUGUGGACGCGUGCUAGAAUCGAUCCGAGAUUUCCGAAACGUUUUCGAAACUUUUUUUUUACAAUCACGGAAUUAAUGGGCCGUUUAUUAGGUACGUGGGUACCGAGAAAUAUUGCCAAUGCUAGGUUCGAAUUACUUUUAUGGCAAUCUGUAGGAGUUGUUCUGGUAACUGCUUAUGGCAGUAGCCUUGCAGUGAGACUUGCAAGUUGGGAAUACGAAAACAGAAUUGAUACAGUACGUCAAUUCAUCGAGGCUAAUUUAUCAUGGGGCCGAAAAGGAGCGAUACCACCUUUCAAAGAUUACUUCGAUCUGGAGAAUCCUUAUUCAGGUCAAUUGCCAUCGAAAUACAUUCCCGUGAAUAAUGAUGAGGACACGCAUAGAUUCAUUAAGAGAAGAAAAUAUGCAAUUAUCGGACAGAUUAUAGGCUCAAUCUUUUUUCCUGAUAAUGAUAUUCUUAAGGAGGAUCUUAAAGAAUAUAGAGUCAUGAGAGAACUUGUGGGAAACUAUUAUACAUCCUUCGGCGUCCAGCCGUGGCUUUUGCGACCUGUUAAUACGAUAAUAUUAUGGUUGAAGGAAUCCGGCAUUGCUCAUUUUCAUCUCGCCGACGUUAUCCGCCGAAGAGCUAGUACCAAUCUUCGAGAAUUAAUGAAGGAGUACGAUCAUGAUGGAAGCGCUAAAACCCUGACAUUGACACCGUUAGGUGCCGGUUUUACAGCGCUUAUCGUAGGUCUUUUAAUAUCAACAAUAGUAUUUUUUUAUGAGUUAAAACAAGCCGCUGGUUCGCGAUCAAUUCGCGAAGUUUUUCGAAAAAUUCAAGAAAAACGGAGAGUAUGUAAGCUAUCACCGUCCAGGAGAAAAAGUUGGAAAGAAAAUGAACUUAUGAAACAUAACUUAAACAAAGAAGAUUGCGAUCUAUUUGUAAUUAAAUCUACCAGGCGUUCAACAAGUACUGAAUUUUCACGAAAAUCCGAAAACAAAAUUCUUAGUUCAGAUUACAAUUAAACAUAUAAAUACAAAAUAUUAUUUAGUUAUCUUAGAAAAUAUUAAAACAACAUUGCAACUCCUAUGUAAGAAAGUAAAGAAAGCAA
This is a messenger RNA of Linepithema humile (Argentine ant), 2068 nucleotides long. Its product is annotated as glutamate receptor U1-like. Lineage: Eukaryota; Metazoa; Arthropoda; Insecta; Hymenoptera; Formicidae. Gene Ontology annotation, molecular function: ligand-gated monoatomic ion channel activity. The record is from RefSeq and is a predicted model, not a curated record. Gene Ontology annotation, cellular component: membrane.